AAGAUGGCAGCGGACGGACAGUGCUCGCUCCCUGCUUCAUGGCGGCCGGUUACCCUCACCCACGUCGAAUACCCUGCAGGUGAUCUCUCUGGCCACGUCCUUGCCUACCUGAGCCUCAGCCCCAUAUUUGUCAUUGUUGGUUUCGUGACCCUCAUCAUAUUCAAGCGGGAACUGCACACGAUCUCCUUCCUCGGGGGCCUGGCACUGAAUGAGGGGGUCAACUGGCUGAUCAAACACGUCAUCCAGGAGCCUCGGCCCUGUGGAGGCCCCCACGCGGCAGUGGGCACCAAGUACGGGAUGCCUUCCAGUCAUUCCCAGUUUAUGUGGUUUUUCUCCGUCUAUUCCUUCCUUUUUCUAUAUUUAAGAAUGCACCAAACGAACAACGCCAGGUUCCUGGACUUGCUGUGGAGGCACGUGCUCUCCCUGGGUCUCCUCACCGUGGCCUUUCUAGUCUCCUACAGCAGGGUCUACCUGCUGUAUCACACCUGGAGCCAGGUGCUCUAUGGAGGCGUCGCUGGAAGCUUCAUGGCCAUCGCUUGGUUCGCCUUCACCCAGGAGGUCCUCACCCCUCUGUUUCCCAGGAUAGCAUCCUGGCCUAUCUCUGAGUUCUUCCUGAUUCGAGACACAAGCCUCAUUCCCAACGUGCUCUGGUUUGAGUACACAGUAACCCGGGCAGAAGCCAGGAACAGACAACGCAAGCUGGGGACGAAGCUGCAGUGACUGGGACCUCUAAACAUUCCAUGUAACACUGAUGUUUUAGGCUCUACUGAAUUGAGUUAGCCUUCAGGGGUGCACCAGAGCCGCCUGCAGGGAGGUGCCUGUGCCCCCAGCACAGGAGCGCUUUGCUGAGGGCUGUCCUACAGGAAAUGUUGCUGAUUCUUCCAUCAAGGGCCAUGCAGACCUCAGGCCCCAGGUGUGCUCCUGUUCUAUCAAGAUGGAGGAGCCCUCAGUAUCGGGACGUGAGAAUGGCUUCUAGGAGCUGAGAGUGGACCCCAGCCAGUAGCCAGCAAGCCAGUGGCACCUCAGUCCUACAGCUGGGAAGGAUCGAUUCUGCCAACAUCCAGUGAGCUUGGAAGAGGAUCAGAGCCCAAAUGAAAUGGAAGCCACAGCUGACACCUCGAUUUCAGCUACUGAGACCCUGAACAGAGAACCCAGCCAUGCCAUGCCUGCCCUUUGACCUCCUGGAACUGUGGGAUGAUAAGCA
This is a messenger RNA of Molossus molossus (Pallas's mastiff bat), 1204 nucleotides long. RefSeq names its product dolichyldiphosphatase 1 (gene DOLPP1). The coding region runs from base 4 to 720 and encodes 238 amino acids. The transcript has 9 exons. The record is from RefSeq and is a predicted model, not a curated record. Gene Ontology annotation, biological process: lipid biosynthetic process; protein N-linked glycosylation. Gene Ontology annotation, cellular component: intracellular membrane-bounded organelle; endoplasmic reticulum membrane. Lineage: Eukaryota; Metazoa; Chordata; Mammalia; Chiroptera; Molossidae. Gene Ontology annotation, molecular function: dolichyldiphosphatase activity.